CAAAAAUUGCGCAGCAGCUCACGCGCGGCGCCAUUCGUGCCUGCUUCACACAUUCGUGCUCAAAUUGACCGGUGGUGCUGCUAGGUACACGAAAAAGUGGCGAAAAAACGCGCGUACAGCCGGUUUGGCAGCACUGCCAGCUGCAUGCCUUGCAGGCAGCACGCCAUCGACGCGAUCAGCAAAAACGGAGGAACUGAAGCGUCACACCGAUGGCCGAGAUAGUGCAGCAUCGCCGCGCGCCGUGGCAGCCCUCACCGACCGAUCCCACGGAGCCCACCAUUAGCGCGAGAGCGCUGGCCAAAGCGAGAGGCACCGUCGAGGACUUUGCGCGGUCGUACAUGCCGCUGCUCGGAUUGCCGGUCGACGACGUGCUGUGCUUCGCCGACAGUCUCUACUUCGUCGCCGGCUCGCUGUAUGAACUGGACGAGCUGAACGAGCGGGGCGGCGACCCGUCGCAAGCACCCGCGGCGGCGGCGUUGCGGCAAUUCCUGGCGGGCCGCGGUCUGCUGGACGACGUGCAGGCGACGCUCGACGUAGGGUUUGAGUACUGGACGCUCGAGCGGCGACUCAUUGCCGAGUGGAAAAGGCCACAGGGCGACGCAGCGCACGAGGACGAAUUGCUGCGGUCUGCGUGUCGCGCUUCGGCGUGCAAGUCGUUCGACUACUCCGUCCUCGCACUGCUGGUGGCUGGAUUGACGGGCCGUACCGUCAGCAAAGAGAUGAUGCUCUUCCUCGGCUCGUGCUUCCAGCUCGUCGAGAUAGAGGACGACCUCAAGGAUUACGAAAAGGACCACGAAAAGGGCGCGUUCAACAUCUACGCGGCGUUCGUGCGGCGCUACGGCGCCGCCGCGCCGGAUCGCCUGCGGGUCUGGAUCGCGGAGCGAGAGAAAUACUACCUCGAGAAGCGCGCGGUCCUCACGGACGAGCAGCUCAAUUUUCACGUCGCGCGCAACGAGGCGCAGGGCGGCGCAGGGCCGGCGAUGGCCCCGGAGGCCUGCAGUGGGGGGUGGGCGUUGCCGACGCCGAUUCUGAGCGAGCGGCUUUACGCGACGAUAUGAUCGCGAUGUAACUUGUUGUAU
Molecule: messenger RNA, 1079 nt
Organism: Pelagomonas calceolata
Lineage: Eukaryota; Pelagophyceae; Pelagomonadales; Pelagomonadaceae
Source: the annotation of a GenBank genome assembly